This is a messenger RNA of Cuscuta europaea, 4786 nucleotides long. Lineage: Eukaryota; Viridiplantae; Streptophyta; Magnoliopsida; Solanales; Convolvulaceae. The record is from the annotation of a GenBank genome assembly.
UCGAGUUUGCAAACUCGCGUCCAUGACCUCGAGUUUGUAAACUCGCGUCCAUGACUUUGAGUUUGUAAACUCGCGCUCAUGAGCUCGAGUUUGUAAACUCGCGCUCAUGGCCUCGAGUUUGUUAACUCGCGCGCAUGGGCCCGAGUUUGUAAACUCGUGUCCAUGACCUCGAGUUUUAUAACUUGGUGCCAGAACUCGUUUCCUCAUCUCUGAGAUCAUCAAUCCCAAGGGGAAACUCAUUUUUUUUGCUAACGUGUGCUAUUCUUUCAGCUCAAUAUGUCAGGCACUCAACAAGAUACCCCCCAGGAAGAUGCACUCUACACACAGCUGUUCCCCAAAUACAAGUGGGUUCGACUACAGGACAACAACUAUCAACUCGACCUAGCCGUCUUCAGGUGCCCUGACCCAGUCAUCCCUAUCAUCCUUAAGGGGCACUACAUCUGGCCAGCACUCACCAAAGUUAUCACGGUCCCCGAAAUCUACCUGCAACAGCUAUGGGGGACCAUGCACAUGCCUUCCAAGAACGACGCAUCCAGUAUCAGUGCCACGCUCCACAACAGACGGCUGGCAUUAACAGCGUCCACUCUACGAACCACACUGGAGCUGCCUGUGCACGACACCUAUGAACCGCUACCCUCAAAGGCUGAACUGAUGCAAGGAUUGGCGCAAUUGGGAUAUGAUGCACCACUGUCGUUCCUGUCUCACUUCAAGUUGAUGAACCUGCCAUACCCAUGGAAGACAUUGUUUGGCCUCGUCAACAAGUGCCUAUCUCCAAAGCACGCUGGCCAUGACAAAUGCAACUUGCAAAUUUUCCAAAUCUUCCAUGGAAUCGUGUUCGCCAAAAACUAUGACAUGGCACAGCUGUUCUGGAUCGAGCUGGUGACUCAAGUCCAGGACAAAGAGGACGGAAAGACGGGCAUGACUAUUCCCUACGCCAGGUGGUUGGCGCUCAUCAUUGCCGAAUACAUGACCGCUCACCCAGGGAUUCCACAGCGCAGAGAUGAAGAUCAGUUCACUGCCCCCAAGCUCCAGUACUUCAAGCGCUUCAAGCAUGACACUGUGGGGAUGACAAUACCAGACUAUCUGCUGGACUUGGGCAAUCCACGACACUCCGCAGUAGUCAAAUAUAGAGAGAGUUUACCGGAAGAUGGCCCCACGGUUCAGCAAAACCCAGCUGGACCUGCCCCGGGGCCUAAGCCGAGAGCAAGUAAGGGUCCAACGAGAGCCCGUAAGCCACAGAAACCAGUGGUGCGUGUGCCCCAUGAAGGGAAGUCUGACGAUUCUCUCGAGAGGAAUCAGACGGCUGAGGGCACACGUACAAACGCUGCGGAACCUGCCAAUGAACCGUCCAGCCCGGCCAAUAAAAAGGCUGACGAUGAGGCAUCCAAUAGCGUGGCCAAAGAUGAUGACGAUGCUGACGAUGAUGAUGACAACGAUGACAUUGACGACGUGGAGCACACCUUUGCUCUAAUCCAAAAGGGGAAGCUGCCACUUGAUUCUCCUCCAAAGAAAGUCACCCCUGAGGAUGCAGCUCCAUUUAUAGCUGUACGCCCCAAGACCAUCGUCAUCAAACCAGUGAAGGAGCCCGUUACAGCUAAGAUUGCUGCUCCCCGUUCACCUAAGGCAAAGAAGCAGCGUCCUGUCAGAAAAAGUUUGGUCGCUGAAGAGGACCUACACAUCUUUGACGACUGUCUUCCCUUCAUCACUAUAAGCCGGGCCGAAUCUUUAAGUACAGGGGCCAAUCUUGUUGGUCCCCGGGUAGAAGCCGCAGCAUCAGGCUCAACUGCGCAUGCACCGCCCUCUCCCAGCCACUCGUUAGCCUCCCAAAAGGCUAACGUUUCAACAUCACGGGACUCACCCACCUCACUGGUUCCCUCUGAACCAGUUGAGCGCUCUAGUGGCCCACCGCCCGAGGCCACAACCCCCUCUUUCUCCACAUCGAGUCUAGGUGUCACAUUCCCCACAUUUUCCAAUUUUUCUAGGACACCUACACCAUUCACAGCACAUACAGGUGCACACACCCUGGAUACAACGACCGGAGUGCAAACAAUGAUGGUCGGAAGCCCUGCUGUGCCAAAAAUGACUUCAUCUUUGAACGCAGGUCACACAUCAGCUCUCUUCACUGAUGCUGUGACAACAGUUACAACCCCCGUAACUGGACCCCUUACACCCGAAGACGUUACCGUUCUCAUGAACCGCUACAUGGAGUCCACCAUCAAACCAUGGGUGCAACAAGCAUUCACCGCUUGGGCACAGGACUCCAAGACAACCCCAGCAGUUCAUAGUGAACAGAGCCACCCCAAACGUCACUCUUCACCCUCUCAAUCAAUUCCACAACCCACUCCUGUCAUCCCUAUCACCUCCACCAAACCCCUUAGCCCUUCACCCUCUCGGGGAACCCACGAUACAGAACUAGUAUCGCCCUCUGCCUCGACCAAUCCCUUCCACCUAUCCCGUCUUGAGCUUGCCGAUCUCCUGUUUCUUCGGUAGCUGGAGGUCGACACUUGCAACCUUACACCCUUCGAGUGUGACCUUCUCCAAGUUUUCCUCAACCACGACCGCCCUCAAUACGGCACUUGCCGUGACAGUCCUCGAGGCCUCAAACGUUCCCAUGAGGAUCCCGAUGAUUCGGAACCUCAUGAGGGGGAGAACAAGAGACCUCGGACACUUGAGCAAGCAGCCUCUACCAGCCAUGAACCCCAGCCAAACACCUCAUCAAACCAGCCCACCAACCAACCACCACCUUCCUCGAGCCACAACCAAGCCCAACUCUCUAGCCUGGUCGAGCUAGAUGAAACAUCCCGAGGCUUAUCUCCUAGAGAUACUGUCCGAGGAGGGGAUGGAAGUCCUGUAGUGGUUACCUCUGGUACAUCACAAAGCUCAGGCCAUCGAUCAGAACACAGUUCGAAAUCGAUGACAACAUCCUGAGGCGUGUCUCCAAAGGAUACCGUCCGAGGAGGGGAUGGAAGUCCUGACGAUGCUAUCUCUGAUUCAUCUGUCAAGUCAGGCCAUCAGCCAGAUCUCAGUUCUAACCUGAUGACAACGGGCAAUCCUAGUGAACCCGGUUGUGCUUCACGAGAAAGAUCACCGCAGCUGAGAGUCCCUUACAUUCCCCAAGGCAAAGAUAUUCAUGAUGCACUCGAGGAUGCUGUGGUACAUGACGUUUGGCCGAGAAAGUGGACAGAGUGGGAUGAUCUUAGAUGCGAAGCUGAGACAGAGGAUAUGCAACGAAAUUGGUGGCUGAGAGAGUUGCUGGCCAAAUGCGCAGAAGAUAUCAUACGCCUUGAUGAAGAGGAACUCAAAGAAGGGGAGGACUAUAAAAAGAUACCCAGGGAGCUAGAAUCCGUCAUAAGACAAACGGCAGGCAAGUUGCCCCCAAAAGAAAAGAUCUGGGAAAACAUCAGAAUAAAUGCCCCCUUCCAAGAGGAAAUCAGAAAGGGAAUUUGGAGAACCGCAGACAAGCUCAAACAGCUAGAUGAACUAAAGAUCCGUGGCUUGACUCACCUUAAGGGAAAACUGGCUGUCGGACAUCUUCACAUGCUGAUGCACAGAUCAUCUGGAAAACAACGACAAAUACUGGAAAGAGAUAUGAAGUCCAGCAUCCAUCCUAUUGACGCUAUCCUUGAUAUACACAGAGAAGAUCAUCACACCAUCCCGUUCUACAGCUUCAAAGUUCGACGAACAGACUCCAGCAUAUUCAUCUGCCAGGAAAAUGACUUUAUAAUGAUGAAGAUGGAGGAUAUCUACCAAAUGUUCAUGGUAAGUAGGUAUCUCUCACUGAGUCGAAACAGGACACACGAAGAAGGUUAUGAGGCGAUCAAACGGUUUAUGCUGAGACAGAUCAGAUUCUAUGCUGCCCAUGAUCUACAGAUGGCCCUGGAAAACAAUGUCCGAAAAGCAAAUCUGGUAAAGCCAACUCUGAACGGUCCAGAGCUCAAAAAGUACAGACCAUAUCAUAUCUUCAAGGACCCUGUCUCUAUCAUAUAUCUCAAUCACGAGGAACAGAAAAGACUCAUGUGGGUAGAAGACAUUCACAAAUACUGUGAUGGGACUCUGAAGAUCAUCCAGACCAAGCUGCAAGAGAUCAAAGAGAAUAUAGAUCCAAGACUUGCGGAUGCCAGCGAGGAAGAGCUCCUAGUAUACGAGAAGGUGUGGACCAUCCUAAAGCCCAUCAACGAGCAACUUGAAAAGAGAAGAAUGCUGAGACAGUAUGAGCAUGCGCUAAAUUUCAGAAAGCAUUACUUCAGAUCUCAAAAAUAAAUGCAAGACGGCACUUGAUCACAAAGGGGGAGAUUGUUGAAGACUACUUUAUUGUGAAUCAAGUUUGUCUGUUUUGUCUGUAAUAAUUUAGAUGUUUACUAUUUCUGUUCUGCACUGAUUAAAUAUAUCUGUUAGAAUAGUAUUCAAUAUGGGCCAAGUGUUAGGCCCAUACUUAGGCAAGAAGCCUUUUUAUGCAGACCUGAGCCUCGCCUAUAAAAAGGGGCGGAGGACUCAGGUUUGCGGUUAACUUUCGUAUCUGCUCAAAAUAGCCUUAGCGCUUAUCAUUCUUGUACGAAAGGUUCACGGUAUAUCAGAGAAGGUUUUCACUUGAUCUUUAUGUGUUCAUCUUUGUUGAUAAUCUUUCAUUUGUAUGCCAUAUUAUAUACUGUUGUUAUAGAAAACAGGGAUCAACAGUUGUUUUAGAUUGAAUUUGUUGUUCAUCAUCCUCCUCUUCUUCCUCUUCACUAUCAUCUGGUAGAAUAGGAAGAUUGGGAAUGUCAUGAGUGCUUGGAAGGUUGUCUUUUGG